UAUAAAGAGCGUGUCUUAGUCAUCACUACUAGUUGGAAACUCCGAUCUUUGAUUACGUCUAAGGAUCCCUACUCACCGUGAAACCACAAAUGUAUUUAUAUAACCAGCUGUCGUACACAGACUAGUACACAUCGGUUGUUGUAGUAAAAUGGUCCAGUGUUUAGUUUUUUUAUUGUGCAUUAUUAUAUCUCAGAGCUAUGGAGAUAAAGACCAAGUUGUGACGAGUAGAGGGUUAAUAAUAGGUGAUAGACAUAAAGGGUACAGCACUUUCCUUGGUGUGCCCUAUGCUAAGGUUGACCUGGAUAAUCCGUUUGGGCCCGCCUUAGAAUAUCCAAAAUUCGACAAACCGUUCAUCGCCAACGACUCCUCAGUAAUCUGUCCACAAGUUUACUUCAACGACAACGGCACCAUACAAUGUCUUCACCUGAACAUAUACGUGCCCCACACCGCCGCAAAGAACAACUUACGGCCAAUAUUGGUCUGGUUCCACGGAGGAGGGUUCGCCUUUGGCAGUGGCGGAGAAUAUGGCGGCCAAUAUUUGGCCAAAAAGGACAUCAUUGUCAUAACAGUCAAUUAUAGACUAGGAGCCUAUGGCUUCUUAUGUUUGGAUAACCCGACCGUACCUGGCAAUCAAGGUUUAAAGGACCAGAUCGAAGCUUUGAGGUGGAUCAGAAGCCACAUCAUACACUUCGGUGGUGAUGCCAAUCAAGUCACCAUCGCUGGCGAGAGUUACGGCGGAGGAGCAGUAGACCUACAUUUGUAUUCAAGAUACGAAACUCUAUUUCACAAAGCUAUCGUCCAAAGUGGUUCUAUGUAUGUAACUGAAGGAAUUUUCGUAAAACCAGAUUAUAAGGCGGCAAUUAAACUGGUAAAGCAAUUAGGAUAUGAUGUGUCGAUAACUAGCGAAGCUCUGAGAAUACUUGCUAAAGCCAAACCUGCUGAUGUAAACGCUGCAACUAGAAACCUGAGUAUGAUCCUAACAGUAUGUGCGGAAAAGCGAUUUAGGGGUGUACCGAACUUUAUCACCGAAAACCCCUUCCAUUUGGGGAACUCAUACAGAAUAGACGGUAUGCCAAUAAUGAUAGGGUACACGAGUCAAGAAAUGUUAUUCGAAUUCGCGAACAAGCCGCAGUCGUUCUACGAUAAUCUGGGGGAUCCUUUUGGGUUGCAGAUUGAAAAAACUUUCCUUUUAAGUCAAAAAGAACUUGAAAAGAUUAGCAGUAUAAUAAGACAUUUCUAUUUGGGAUAUAAAGAGAUUGGGCCUGAAGCACAAUUGGAACUGAGUAACUUCCUAUCGGACUUUGCAAUAAAUUAUGGAGUCGAGUGGUCUACCAACAGGUAUAUCGAACAAGGAGCUAAGGUGUUCAAGUAUUUGUUCUCGUACACUGGUGCUAGUGAUUAUAGGAACAUCACAGGAGCCGGUGCCUCUCACACGGAGGAGCUGAAGUUCCUCUUCGACUGGAUAUGGGCAAACCCGCUGACGAACGCUGAACAGCUCAUGAUGAGAGAGAGGAUGAUAAGGAUGUGGGCUAAUUUUGUCAAACACGGGAACCCAACUCCUGUAGAUUUCCAGCCGUUGCACUGGCCGUCUGUCACGGAAACUUCCAGACCGUACAUGAACAUAGACGUUGAUAUGCAAAUGAAGAAGGGUACAUUCAGGCAUAGAAUGGCAUUUUGGAACCUAUUUUGGCAUACAUACACUAAGCAUAAUUUUCUUUUAAAUUAAAAGAAUUAAAUUAAAUUAUAGGUACAGUAAUUAUAAGAACAGUAUUGAAUUAAAAACGUCAAAAAUGAAAGUAGAAAAUAUUAGUCAACCAUUUGUAAAUAUCCGAAUUAAAAAUGUAGAAGGAAAUUUGGUUUUUCUCUGGAACCGAAAUGUCACUUUUGUGUACUCAUUUUUUACAUGAUUGUGUAAGUUGUUUAGCACAUUGCUAUUAUUAACGCCUAGGCAUUCUAAGAAUGCUUAUUAAGAAUCUACAUUGUAACUGCUAAUUUAUUAGACACUUACAAUCAAUGUGAACAUAGACUAUGUGGUAUUAGGUAACUAGGUACUUGAAACAUCAAUUGACUAGUUUUUUUACAUGUUUCACCGCUAUAUCGCCUGGUGAUGGAACAAGCCUGCUCUUAAGCAACCUAUUCAUUUAAAUUCAUGCAAAAGCAAAGUUAUACCUUUUGGAAAGCUAACAUUAGCUGAGGCCGCGGAGGACUUAAAUGGUUACCGGGGCUCCGGCUCAAAGGGAAGGAGUAGGAACG
Molecule: messenger RNA, 2253 nt
Organism: Spodoptera litura
Lineage: Eukaryota; Metazoa; Arthropoda; Insecta; Lepidoptera; Noctuidae
Product: juvenile hormone esterase-like
Source: RefSeq, a predicted model, not a curated record